Saccharomyces kudriavzevii IFO 1802 is the source of this 1170-nucleotide messenger RNA. It is a transcript of the gene MPS2, whose product is annotated as Mps2p. Gene Ontology annotation, biological process: protein localization to spindle pole body; spindle pole body duplication. The transcript has a single exon. The record is from RefSeq and is a predicted model, not a curated record. The coding region runs from base 1 to 1170 and encodes 389 amino acids. NCBI's taxonomy places the organism in Eukaryota, Fungi, Ascomycota, Saccharomycetes, Saccharomycetales, Saccharomycetaceae.
AUGAGUUUGAAUAACGAUGGAUAUGACGCCAUUUUUGAAUAUGCAUGGGGACAAAUUGAUAAGCCUAUUAGCGGGGAUUUCGUAUAUGGCAAAGAUCUGCCCAAGUUAAUUGGGAUCAUUGAGGAUAUCUUUCGAGAGGCACAAAAAGACGGUUCUUACGAUCUUCGGUUACCACUGUUUCCUGAAAUCAAUAAAGAGUUGUUUCGCACAUUUUCUAAUACAAAGACUUUUUUCAAAAUUCACAAAGAGGACUUUGACGAUAUCUUCUUCAAUUUGGUUAAUACUUCCCUCAAAGAAGUCCUGGAAAAGGCAUUUAACGGUCUCAAUUCCAUUCCAGGUAAUUUUAUGGCAAGCCUGAAUUUGAACUUAUUGUCCAAAUCUUCAAAUGAAAAUAAGGACAGCAACAUUCAGGAACCCGAAGCUUUAACCCCUCAGGAGAAGCUCAUUGAUUCACCUAUCAGUUUGCUUAACAAAUAUAAUACAGGAAACACGUUAAAAGUGCAAGUGGAAGAGUUGCAAAAAGAACUGAACAUGAAGCAAAGCUUGCUACUGGAAAAUGAAAGACAGGCAAAAGAACUGAGGAAAAGGUUAGAAACGUAUCAACAAAAGUAUGCUUCCAUUCAACAGCAGUUCAAUGAUUUGCAAAAAAAUAUGCAAGCGGAAGGUAACCGAAAUAUAUCCGAAACAACAAAUUCUGAUCCACCUUUAGUGGCUAGAAUUGAUCAAGAAGCUAUUCUGGAAGAGUUCAAAAAAAGAUUACAAAGACAAACGGACACUAUAUCUUCCUUGAAGGACCAAAUACGGCGAGAAAGAGGGCUGAACUACAAUGAUAAUAAAGCAGCACCUUUGGGGCGCAAAUACUCAACUUUUGAGGAUGGUUCUUCUCUCAAGAAUUUUGGGGACAUGUUUCCAUCUUAUUUAUGGGUGAAAGCAAUAUUAAAGGCUAUACUCUGUUUCGUUUUAAUAACUGGUAUCUUGUCGUACGCUGCAAAGUACUUGUAUGUUCCUGAUACGCCAUCACAAAACUCAAGAUUGCAAUUAUCAUGGUGGGAAAGUAGCGGCAUAAUAAGUAAAAUCGUGUGGUUCUUUCAAGAUCAGACUGACUUAGAAACCGAAUAUUCUUCAAAUGUCAAGAUAGAUGAUGCAUAUAGCAAAGUAUUCGGAAUAUAG